AUUGGUGAAAAGUCGGUUAAUUUCGAUUAUUGUGGUGUUUUGUUUAAUGUUAUAUCAUUUCCAGGAUAGACUUUGUCUAGUUUAAAAAGUAUUUAUAUGCGAUGUGAGCAGGAAGUGAAUACACAAAUACACACGUUAAGCAGAGCUGCUGCUGUUAAUGACAUGACACGGGGGGCUUUUUUAGUAAUGGCGGCUCCAUGCGGUACUCGACAUUAAGUAUCAGAUGGAAAAUCACUGACUGCAUGUUCCGUGACUUUUCCUGGAUAAAUCCUGUGAUUAUGUCUACGAGGCAAGAUGGAGGACUACCGUGCUUACUAAACCUUCUGCUGUUAACCACAUGUGUUCAUCUUUCAUCAGCAGACACACACUCUCUGCAGUACCUCUACACUGUCAAUGGGCAAUCCACUGCUGUUGGCCUGGUGGAUGGAGAGCAGUUUGUGUAUUAUGACGGCAAAAUAAGGAAGCUGAUCCCAAAGACGGAGUGGAUGAAAAAGAUUGAAAAUGAUAAUCCACGUUACUGGAAAAGUGAGAUAGAGUCUAUGAUUGAGCAGCAAGACAGGUUCCAGGUCAUUGUGGAUCGAACAAAGAAGGGAAGACUUAAUCCCACUGAAGGAGAUCAUACAGUACAGAGGAUGUGCGGCUGUGAGCUCGAUGCUGACGGCAACAAAAAAGAAUACAUACAGUACAGUUAUGAUGGAGAAGAUUUCAUCAGUCUGAAUCUGACAACUGGAACCUGGACUGCAGUUAAUGAUAAAGCCGAGAGUUUUAUAAACGACUGGGAUCCUGAAGGCAUUGAGGCUAAAUACUGGAAAGACUUCCUGGAGACUGACUGUAUUGAUCGAUUACAGAAGUUCAUGUCUUACGGCAGCAAGACUCUGGAGAGGAAAGUUGUUCCCGAGGUGUCAGUGUUCCAUAAACACUAUCCUUCUCCAGAGGUGGUGUGUCUCGCUACUGGUUUCUUCCCCAAACCCCUAAACAUCACCUGGCAGAAGGACGGAGAGGACGUUCAUGAGGACGUGGAGCUCAGAGAGACGUUACCCAACCAGGAUGGAAGCUUCCAGAAGAGAAGCAUUCUGAAAGUCCCAGCUAAGAAGCUGCAGAAACACACCUACACCUGCGUGGUUCAGCACAGCAGCUUGGAGAAGGAGUUAGUGCGAGAAGUACCAAAAGGUGGAGGAUCAGAUGGAGGAUCAGGUGGAGCACCCAUUGCUAUCAUCGUUGCUGUAGUCGCGGCUCUCAUCGCUCUUGUUGCCGUUGUUGCUGGAAUUGUGGUCUGGAAGAAGAAGAAAUCUGGAGAUUCUUCAACCACAAGCUUAUAAAGUAUGACUGUGUGUCUUCCUGCUGAACUGAGAGAGAGAGAUGAGGAUGGAGUUUAGGACCACGCAUAUGAGACUAUGGAAUACAAUAGUGUUGUUUUAAUUAUCAAAAUGAUGACCAAAGAAACUGAAUGGUUGGACGUCUGCGAGACAGACUUUUCUAAACCUGCUGCACUGCUUUUUAUUUAAAAUGUACAGUUGUGUUCAAAAUAAUAGCAGUAACCAGAUUGUUUUUAGGAGAAAUUAUAUAAUGUUCAUGGUAAAUAUUUUACUUGUACUGUAGGUGUAGUGGAGUCAUAGAAAACCAACAGACCCAACAGUCAUGACUUGCACACCUGAUUUGGCGUGUUCAAAAUAAUAGCAGUGUGGAGUUCAAUUAGAGAGGUCAAUUAUUCUGUGAAAAACAGGCGUCAAACAAUUUCCUCUUAUUUAAGGAUAAAUGCAGAAAAGGUUGUCCUGUGCAUUUCCCUCUGAAAAUCAGAGUAAAAUGGGUCGUUCCAGACAUUGUUCAGAAGAACAGCGUACUGUACUUUGAUUCAAAAGUUGAUUAGAGAUGGAAAAAACAUACAAAGAAGUGCAGAAAAUGAUAGAUUGCUCUGCUAAAAUGAUACCAAAUAAUUUUUAAGCUUUAAAAUGGAAACCAAAACCAGAAAGACGUGGAAGAAAACGGAAAAAUACCAUUCGAAUGGAUUGAAGAAUAACAAAAUUGGCAAAGACUCAGCCAAUGAUCAGCUCCAGCAGGUCAAAGAUCACCUUAAGUUACCAUGUAAGAACUGUUACUAUUAGAAGAUGACUAUGUGAAGCCAAACUAAAACACAUUGACUGGCCUAAAGAGAAAUGGUGUAAUAUUUUGUGGACUGAUGAAAGCAAGAUUGUCCAUUUUGGGUCUAGAGGCUGCAGACAGUUUGUCAGGCCCCCAAACACUGAAUUCAAGCCACAGUACCACGUCUGUGAAGACGGUGAAGCAUGGAGGCACAAGCAUCAUGAUAUGGAGAUGCUUCUUGAACUAUGGUGUUGGGCCUACUGUAUUUAUUACAUUUCAGGGAUCAUGGAUCAAUUUAAGUACAUCAGAAUACUUAAAGAGGUCACGUUGCUUUAUGCUGAAGAGGAAAUGCCCUUAAAAUAGGUGUUUCAACAAGACAACAACCCCCAACACACCAGUAAGUGAGCAGCAUCUUGGUUCCAGUCCAAUAAGAUUGACGUUAUGGAGUGUCCAGCCCAAUCCCCUGACCCUAAUCCAAUAGAAAACCUGUGGCCCGACAUUAAAAAUGCUGUUUCCAAGAUAAAACCAAGAAAUGCAAAGAAAUUGUGGCGUGUAGUACAAUUGUCACAGAUGUGAAGCAGUUCUCAGAAACCAUAGUUACAACUAAAUAUUAGUUCAGAGAUGCACAAGAAAGAUUAAACUUUAAGAUGUAAAGAUGAAUGAUGACACUGCUAUUUUUUUUGAACAGACUAAUAUUUGUUUGGGUUGUGUUUAGAAAAACUAAUGUUUUUCUUCACUUUCUGUAAACUAAUAACACAUUUAGCACAUUUUUCUUCAUGUUGUGAUUCAGAAUAGAACAUGCAGGGAGUCCAAUGCGUUUGUGUGAUUUAAAAGCUAUUAUAUUUAUAUGGAGCUUUACCCACUUUUUUAACACACUGCUAUUAUUUUGAACACAGCUGUACGACCACAGAUUAGUCUGACAACACCCCUUAAUAAUGUGUCUUCUUUCCUAUUAUUCCCUGUUACCUUUUAGGCCUUGUUCACACGGGCCUAAAAUUUUUGGAUAAACGAACGUGCUCUGAAUGUCCCAGACGUUUAUGUUGCGUUUUGUAGUGGCGAUCGAUUGACUUCUACACCGGCGUUCGUUUGUCUCUGUCUAACAUUAGCCUGCAGCCCAAAUUUAAUUUUAAUUUGUGUUAAUUAACCUGUGGGGGCAGUGUGUCGGGAACUGGAUAUGAAAACCCGCCGCUACAGGGUUCACACUGACUGCACAACGUCGGAUUAAAGGAAGUUUUUUUUGGUUUAUGAAGGAAUGCGAAAAUUUCCGUGUACGUUUUUUAACAGUUCAUUUUUAUUUUGCCCUAUGUAUAGCAUGUAGGAUCAUGGGAUAUACUGUAUCCGGUCCUCCAAAGCGUAAAAUGAAUGCGAACUAGAAGCGGUUUCCUUGCGUUUGUUGGGUUUUAACGUGCAGCCGGACAAACGCAUGUCACCAAAGCCCGUGUGAACACUCUCAUUGACUUCUAUGUGUAGAAAACACUCGUCGCUUGUUUCGUGCUCACCGGAUGCUACGAACGCAAAAGAAAAACGCUCCAUUUUAACGCCCAUGUGAACAAGGCCUUAUAGUGCCUUGUCCAGCAUUCCAAUCCUUUUCCUAUUUAUUAAAAAAUAUAUAUUUUUAUUGCUUUUAAUUGAAUUGAAGAUGCACUUAUCUCAGUGUUUUUAUGUUAAAUGUUCUUGAAGUUUAUCUGGACAUGUAUUAUCCUCCUGACCUGCUGUUAUCAAAGAAAAGCUGCCUAAAUACAAUGUGUUUAAAGUGUUAACCUUAACCAGACGUAUAAUGAUAAUGUAUUUAAAGUGAUAAUGUUGGUACUAGUUUAAUAUUAAGUAUUAAUAAGUACAUGCAAAACUCACUACAUGCUCUGUUAAGGAUAUCAUAUUCCGUGUCCUGAGGCAACAUUUUGGUCUCAGUUUGUUUACAAACCUGUCACUUAACAGAGGUUUUAAAAAAUGCUCAAGAGAAAAGUGUCUGUAUCCACAGAAAUUAAUACUUUUGUGUUUUUUGUGUAUGCUGUUGUUUACUGCCUAUAGUAUUUUGCCCCAGUAUGGAUGUGAUUGCUUACACUCACCACACUCCGUGUGACUGACUUCCCUGCAGACUGAAAAGACUUGACUGAUGUUUCGUGUUAAACAUGAUGUAUGCAGAAGAAAAUGUCUUAGAUUACAAAAUGCAUAGUGGACAAUAAAAAAAACUUUG
Clarias gariepinus (North African catfish) is the source of this 4273-nucleotide messenger RNA. Its product is annotated as DLA class I histocompatibility antigen, A9/A9 alpha chain-like. Gene Ontology annotation, biological process: immune response. Gene Ontology annotation, cellular component: external side of plasma membrane. The transcript is spliced from 8 exons. Bases 198 to 1319 code for a protein of 373 amino acids. The record is from RefSeq and is a predicted model, not a curated record. Lineage: Eukaryota; Metazoa; Chordata; Actinopteri; Siluriformes; Clariidae.